Messenger RNA from Branchiostoma floridae (Florida lancelet), 4726 nucleotides. RefSeq names its product ubinuclein-1-like. The record is from RefSeq and is a predicted model, not a curated record. Gene Ontology annotation, cellular component: nucleus. NCBI's taxonomy places the organism in Eukaryota, Metazoa, Chordata, Leptocardii, Amphioxiformes, Branchiostomatidae.
AGACGACACUUCAGGCCACGCCCCUACAGCUAUCCCACAAUCCCGUUCUGCGCAUGCGGACUGAGCUUCGAGUGACAGAAAGCAAAAUGGCGGCAAUGGCGGCUAAACUUGGAAGUUCAAGUUGUUGACUUCUUCACAAAUCUGUAUUUCUGCUGUGUUUCGGAGCUGCGUUCGACCCUCGGAUGAACCAUGGCGGAAGCCAAGCGGAUUGUGCCGAUUCCUCUGAAGGGAAUGAAGCCGUUGAACAAGGAGAAGAAGGAGAAAUCGACGCCUCCUCGUGCUCCGACCCUUCGGUUCGCCCUCAACCUCACACCGAGCACGGAUAAAACCUGUCCCGAGAUCUCCUAUGUCGACCUCGUUAAAAAUGCCAUGUGUAAAGACAAGGACAGUAGGCCAACUCCAAAUAAGGACGCCGAGGUCAUUGACUCCGAUGACCCCUUCGCUGCAGCAGAUGCUAAAGAGAUAGCGGAUGUGGAGAGGAUCGCCAGGCACUUCGAAGAGAAAUACGGUCCGUCUACAGUCAGCAAGUCAGCCAAGGGCAAAAGAAGGGACAGAAUACAGUAUGAUGAGUUAGUGCCUGCCGACAUCACCACCAAACUUGGGGGCUUCUACAUCAACUCCGGCGUGCUAGAGUUCCGAGAUGUCUCCGACUCAGAUUCCGAGGGGAACUUCAAGGCACCAGGUGUGAAAAGGAAAACUCCAAAGAUUUUGUCUGACUCUGAGGAUUCCGGAGGGGACUUCAAGGACGCCACCAAGAAAAAGAGAAAAAUGAGAAAACCUUCCAAAGACGGUGUAGAGAAGGACGGGGUGAGAAAACGGAAGAGAUUAAAGGACCCGCUGGACCCCAACAAACCCAAGAAGCCACGGAAACCUCGGGAGAAAGGAGACGGCACGACCAAGCCCCGUAAGAAGAGCACCCCUACUGUGGCGGAGCUGCUACAGAGACAGCAACAGUUACACCAGCCCGGCCAGAACCCCCUAACUACCUCCAACAGCACCUCCCCACCCUCAGCAGGCCUCCCGAUACACAACAGCAACAUGUCGCCAUCAAACCUGCUCGCUUCUGCCGGCUUCGGGACACUAGGUAGGGUGUGUUUGUUUGUUUGUUUGUUUGUUUGUCGAACUACCUCCAACAGCACCUCCCCACCCUCAGCAGGCCUCCCGAUACACAACAGCAACAUGUCGCCAUCAAACCUGCUCGCUUCCGCUGGGUUCGGGACAUUAGCAGGUGGCGACGCUGGCUCCUCCCUCCUGACCAGCAGCAUCCUGUCCGGUCUCACCGAUGUUAGCCAGGGCGCGGGAGACGGCAUCAACCCCGAGAAACCCCCCAACCUUCCCACCGGGCUGCCCUCUGACCUGCAGACUACCAUCGUCAAGCUGAAAGAGGCUGCCGAGAUGUCUUCAGACGGAAAGUGCAAGUUCUUCACCCCCUCGGUCAACAGCAUGCUGUUGGAGGAGUGUUUGCCCAUCUGGCUGCCCACCUCCCCUGCACAAAGGACACGCUCCUCAAGAGGGCCAAGAAACUCAGACAUAGUGAACUUGACAGCCAGCUGCGCGAGCCGCUGUUCCGGUUACGGGAGGCGAUCGGAAAGGUGAUGCCAGAACAGAUCCGGCGCCACCAGGAGGAGUGCAAGAUCGCCACACAGGCCAAGAUAGAACAGAUACAGGAGAGUCAACAGAGCCUGCACAAGGACGGGGAACAGGAGAACCCAGCAGGGUCCACCUCAGAUGAGGAUGAAGAAGGAACCAAGAACAGUCUGGACAACAUCAAGAUCAAACGGUCCAGCAUGCCCCGGAGGAAGUUUGAGUGGACAGACGAGAUCAGGAAACUUCUGUACGAGGUAGUGCGGAUCAAGGUGCAGCACUACGACAAGUCUCGCUCCCAGUCUGCCGAGGAGUACCUUAAGACUUACCUGGAGCAGGAGGUCAAGAACUGCUGGCCCAAGGGCUGGAUGCAGGCCAGGAUGCUGUUUAAGGAGAGUAGAUGUAUCCACAACUGUAUAACUGCACAGCCGCCAAAGCAGAAAAAGAUACAAGUGAAUCCUGCGCCAAAGAAAGCAGCAAUUGUCAAGUUUGGGCUGGACCAUCCACCCCAUGUGUGGGGGUGGAGCCAGCAGGUAGGCCAAACGGAACCCUGGGAUCCUGCAGUCUCAAGGCAGGAGCGCAAGGCACCAUCGCCAGGGGGGAUCCCUUCCGGAAUCGUCGGCGCCAACAACUCCACCCCGCCGAGCCAGACGUUCCCCAAACCCGUUGCCAUGACAACGUCGACGCCAGCGUCGUCAUCGCCGUCCGCUCUCCAGUCGAUGUCGCUCUUCGCGUCGUGCGUGACCGCGGAAAAGCAGCACAUCGCCACAUCGUCGACGUCUCUCCCCAACGCCCCCGCCCUGACGUCCUCCAUCGCCUCUUUCAUCCCCACCCUACUGGACUAUGCAGACCUGGACGGAUCCAAGACGAAACCCAAGGAGUUCUCACCCCCUUCUUCCUCCUCGCACCUUAAAGACUCGCCCACGGAUAACUCCAUCGGGAACGCGAUCGACGCGGUGGUGAGACAGGCGCGGUCGCACUCGCAGCCCGCACAGGACUUAACGGCUGUGGUUAAAGCGAGCCCUCCGCAAAUCGCCGCAAAGAAACCCGCAAGUGACGUUGUUCGGCCAACUAUGAAGAGUCCUCCCAGUGUAUCGUCACAGCCGCAACAGCAGAGACCACCAUCGGACACCAGGUCUCAGUUUGGGAAGUCGUUCCAGGCACUGUUUGAACAGUCCAUCCAGCAGGCCUUCUCUCUACCCAAGCAGGGUGAGGGGGCAAGCUCCCAGCCCGCACGGCAACAACCCUCGGCCUCUGGCCCACAGAACCUGCCGACCACUACCUCUCCGUAUGCCCAGUUCCAGACUCAGAUCCAGAGCUCGCAGCCCAAAGCCAAACCUCAGUCCUACACCAAACCACAGUUUCAGACCUCUACUCAGGCAUCCAUGUACUCUAGCAAAAGCCAGCCCCAGACUUUGUCUCAGGCACCCAUGUUCUCUAGCAAAAGCCAACCCCCACAGACAUCUCCUCAGGCACCCUUGUUCUCCAGCAAAAGCCAGCCUCAAACCUCUCCUCAGGCAUCUUUGUACUCCAGCAAAGGGCAGUCUCAGACUUCGCCUCAGGCACCCCUUUACUCCAGCAAAGGCCAGCCCCAGACUGCUGCUCAGGCACCCAUGUUCUCCAGCAAAGGGCAGCCGUUCCCCUCUCAGGGCCAGACCUCACCGUUUGAGCGAACAACGCAAGGAAGCCCCAAGACUGGCAUGAGCCUAACCCAUGGCAACCAGUCCAGCCUGACCCACGGUAACCAGUCUAACCUAGCCCACGUCAACCAGUCUAGCCUAACCCAUGGCAAACAGGUCAGCCUAACCCAUGGCAGUCAGUCUAGCCUAACCCACAGUAACCAGGCUAGUCUAACCCAUGGUAGCCAGUCUAGCCUCACCCACGGUAACCAGUCUAGCCUAACCCAUGGCAACCAGUCCAGCCUAACCCAUGGUAACCAGUCAAUCCUAACCCACAGUAACCAGGCUAGUCUAACCCAUGGUAGCCAGUCAAGUCUACCCCAUGGCAACCAGAGCAGUCUAUCCCACGGUAACCAGUCCCAUGGCAACCAGGUCAGCCUAACCCAUGGCAACCAGGCCCGACAGAGUGGACUGUCGCAUAGCUCACCCAACCUGAGCCCCCACGGACAGGGUUACAACCCCACGUCCCCACUAUCCCACCAGAAACCAGCGGGCUACACACCCACAUCACCCCUCUCCCACCAGAAACCCGCGGGCUACACACCCACGUCGCCCCUGUCCCACCAGAAACCCACGGGUUACAGCACAAGCAGCCCCAAGUUCACCUCCAGUCUGGCUUCCAUGGGCGGCAUCGCCCCCGACCUCAGCAGCUUCCAGCUGCCCGGGCUGACCUCCUUACCCCAGCCCCAGCGCGGGUCGGGCCGACCCAGCCUGUCCCAGGCCCAGCUGACCCACCCCACGACCCAGGCCCUGCCCGUGUACCAGAUGGGACUGGCGGACCCCAGAAGAGACCAGUCGUCGCCGGCGGGCGGACAGAGAGUGGCGAUGUCUGACGCGAUCAUCACAGGCCCGGCACCCGGUACCUUCAACCAUGUGCAGGCCUUCGGACCAGGAAGGGGUCCAAGUUCCAAGGUUAAAGGUCAACCACCUACAGUGACCUUCCAAGUUCCCUCAGCAGGCGGCUCUCUGCCCCCAUUCGGAACCCUCCGUAGCAGCCCCACCCGGCAACAGUAUCCAGGCAACCAGUUCUCACAAGCUUUCUCCGUCCCUGAAAGCCUUGGUAGUGGGAGGCACCACGAUAUCAUGGCAUGUCUGAGUCGGCCCGGCUCGGGUGGCGGUCUGCCCAAAGAAGCGAAGAACCAGAGUCACAGCAGCAACAACUCCACCUCCCCACACAGGCAGAUCCAGUAGUACCACAGGACAGCAGCAAACCAAAGCACGGAGGCACACCAACACUCAACUCUUCAAACUGACAGUCACAAACAUCCCGUAGGAUAGGCCCGGCACUUGUACAUGUACAUGUCAGUCAACAACCCAGGCCCACAAUUUGUCCUUCUCACUGCAUCAGUGCUUGCUUUUGUCAGCCAAUCAGAUACUCUGUUGUCGCUGGAGCCAAAGCUACCAGCCAAUCACCUUGCCUCUUGGCUGUAGGCUGCAACGCCAUUGGCUGGUGCCUUUGCUUG